Messenger RNA from Drosophila virilis, 1688 nucleotides. RefSeq names its product N-acetylglucosamine-6-phosphate deacetylase. The record is from RefSeq and is a predicted model, not a curated record. Gene Ontology annotation, biological process: N-acetylglucosamine catabolic process. NCBI's taxonomy places the organism in Eukaryota, Metazoa, Arthropoda, Insecta, Diptera, Drosophilidae. Gene Ontology annotation, molecular function: N-acetylglucosamine-6-phosphate deacetylase activity.
GCGGGGAGCACUCAACAUUUGGUUGCCGCCAGCGACGCGGGCGUCGUUCAAGUCCGAGUUGUCCGCUAUUUAUUAAUCUUAACAAUUAUAAUUUGUAGUAUUGUUUGUCGCCAAUAAGAAAAAGCAAUUAUUUGCAGCUUUGUGCUUUUUCAAAUUUCGUUUUGUUAUUUGUUUUCGUUUUGGCCUCCAUUUGUUUUCAUUUUGUGCCUUACCCAACCCACACACACACACACACACGCGCACGCACGCACACAGAUAACGGCAUGUCGCUAAAGUGUAAUCCGAAAAGUGUGCGACAGUUAAUUCAGUUCACCAAUUGCCGUCUGGUGCGCGACCAUCGGCUGAUCGUGGACGAUCUGUGGGUGCGAGACGGCAAGAUCAUCAAUCCGGAGCCCGUCUUCUAUGAUGAGCGCAGCAAGGCGCAUCGGCGCAUCGAUUGCGGCGGCGCCAUCAUAGCGCCCGGCUACAUAGAUUUGCAAAUCAACGGUGGCUACGGCGUGGACUUCUCGUACGACAAGGAGACAAUUGAGGCCGGCGUUGAGAAGGUUGCCACGGGUCUGGUGCAAAAUGGCGUCACCUCGUUUUGUCCGACGCUGGUGACGUCACCGACGGACAGCUACCACAGCAUAUUGCCGCGCAUGCCGCAGCACAUCGAUGGCGGCGCCAGCAUAUUGGGCGUGCACGCCGAGGGUCCGUUCAUCAAUCCGCAAAAGAAGGGCGCACAUCCGGAGAACUGCAUCCAGACCAUUGACAAUGGCCUGGACACGCUGCGCGCCACCUACGGCCAGCUGGAGCGGAUCAAGAUCAUAACGCUGGCACCGGAACAGGUGCACGAUCCGUGCGUCAUCGAUCAGCUGGUGGCGUCAGGCAUCACCGUCGCCCUCGGCCAUUCCAUGGCCAGCCUCAGCGACGGCGAACGGGCUGUCCAGCAUGGCGCCACACUGAUCACGCAUCUGUUCAAUGCCAUGCUGCCGUUCCAUCAUCGUGAUCCCGGUCUGGUUGGCCUGCUCGCCUCGGAUGCCAUACCGCCGGGUCGCACCGUCUAUUUCGGCAUCAUUGCCGACGGCGUGCACACACAUCCGGCCGCGCUGCGCAUCGCAUAUCGCACCCAUGCCGAGGGACUUAUUCUGGUCACCGAUGCCAUUUCGGCGCUGGGCCUGGAGGACGGAGUCCAUCACAUUGGCCAGCUGCCGCUGGAGGUGAAGCGUGGCAAGGCGUUUAUAGCCGGCACCGAUACGCUCUGCGGCAGCAUUGCGCCCAUGGACGAGUGUGUGCGCAUCUUUAAGCGCGCCACAGACUGCUCGACGGUAUAUGCCAUUGAGGCGGCCACACUGCAUCCGGCGCGCUGUUUGCGCAUCGAGCGAGAAAAGGGCACACUGGACUUUGGUACGGAUGCUGAUUUUAUACUGCUCAACGAUGACCUACAUGUGCUGUCCACCUGGAUAGCGGGCGUUUGUGUGCAUCAAGCAGCUAGCAACAACUAAACCCAUACCACACUCCAUACCCAGCCCCUCCCAUCCAUUCGCCCCACCAUCCACUUAACGCAAAUUGGCUGUUUGUUCUUUUAUGUUGUUGUUGUUGUUGUUGUUGUUGUUUUUUGUUUCUUUAUUGGAUUAGAUGACGCUUUAAAUUGUUCUUUAUAUUUAAUCAUUAAAUCAUUUGGUGUGGACAACUACGCUAAAUCCAUA